GCCUCUCUACCCACCAGCACUCACCAUGUCGUCACCCAAGCCUUUCAAAAUUGACAUCCACACACACAUUCUCCCUCCGGACCUCCAUGGCCUGGCGGAGAAGUAUGGUUACGGUGGCUUUAUCGAGCUGGAGCACUCGGCCGACGGGCCGACCAAGAUGUGGAAGGACGGGGUGUUCUUCCGGGAAGUCGACGCCAACGUGUUUGACCUCGAGGCACGGAUGCGCGACAUGUGCCCACAUGCUGGCUGUACUGGUGGGGAGACGCCCGAUGGUGCUGAUGUGCAUGUCAUCUCCCAGACUCCAGUCCUCUUCAACUACUGGAUGAAGAACGAGGAGGAUGCUGAGGACUGGACCCGCUACCUCAACGAUCACAUGGCCAUGGUUGUUGCGGAGAACCCGAAGCGGUUUGUCGGUCUGGGCACCCUGCCCAUGCAGCAUCCGCAGCUGGCGGUCAAGGAGCUGCGCCGUUGCAUCACUGAGCUUGGCCUUGCAGGCGUUGAGAUCGGAACCCAUGUCAAUGACUGGGAGCUCUCCGCGCCCGAGCUGUUCCCCAUCUUUGAGGAGGCUGCCGCCCUCGGCGCCGCCAUCUUUGUCCACCCGUGGUACCAGCAGGGCGCCAACAUCAAGGAAGAUCCGGCAGCGUCGGCGCACUGGCCGUUCUGGAUGGCCUGGCUCGUCUCGAUGCCGUCCGAGACUGCCCGCGCCAUCUGCAACUUUACCAUGGGUGGCAUCCUCGACAAGCUGCCCAACCUCCGGGUGGCCUUUGCCCACGGCGGCGGCUCCUUCCCGGCCCUCAUCGGCCGGAUUGAGCAUGGCUUCAACGUCCGCCCCGACCUUUGCCAGACUCACUCGACCACCCCGCCGCGCGACUUUCUGGGCAAGUUCUGGAUCGAUUCGCUCGUCCACGACGACCGCAUGCUCAAGUACCUUGUCGACCUCUGUGGCCAGUCUAAGAUCUGCCUCGGCACAGACUACCCGUUUGUUCUAGGCGAGGCCGUCCCCGGCAAGCGUGUCCUCGAGCACGAGGAACUGUCCGACGAGGCCAAGGCCGACAUCCUUGCCAACAACGCCCUCGAGUGGCUUGGCCUCGACAAGGAGCAGUUCAUGUGAUUGCCCCCCCCCCCCCCCCCUCCUUCAAACAACCCAUCCCAUCAA
Thecamonas trahens ATCC 50062 is the source of this 1156-nucleotide messenger RNA. Its product is annotated as amidohydrolase 2. Gene Ontology annotation, cellular component: cytosol; cytoplasm. The coding region runs from base 26 to 1111 and encodes 361 amino acids. The record is from RefSeq and is a predicted model, not a curated record. The transcript is spliced from 2 exons. Gene Ontology annotation, molecular function: carboxy-lyase activity; hydrolase activity. NCBI's taxonomy places the organism in Eukaryota, Apusomonadida, Apusomonadidae. Gene Ontology annotation, biological process: secondary metabolic process.